UAAGUCUUUUAAGUGUCGAAAGCGCUCAAGGUGAUAUAGCUCUGCUAGUGUAAUUGCAUUGAAAGCCGCAAAUUGCAAAGCUAACAGUUGCAUUCGAGCGGGCAAACCGUCUGGUCCUCAUCGAGCAGCAAUGUCGGAAAGCGCUUCGGGCGAUGAAAAUCUAAUUCGAUCCCCCCGCUGUGCCAGGUGUCGCAACCAUGGUAUAGUUUCGUAUCUCAAGGGCCACAAAAGAUACUGUCAAUGGAAAGAUUGUACGUGCACCAAAUGCAGUCUUAUUAUUGAGAGGCAGAGGCUAAUGGCGGCACAAGUUGCUCUCAAACGAGACGAAGAAGAUGCAGUUGGGUACAGAGAGAUGCCCAUUGAGCCAAGUAUGAUGUACCGUGCAAAUACUGAAGAACUUCCACCACAACCGGACAGAAAUAAUAACAUGAGAGUUCGUAGCUUUGGCAGUUCAUCUAGCGAUCCUGCAUCAGAACCAAAAGAUGUGAAACCAUAUUCAGAAGGUUCGCCGGCAAAGCGGCCUAAACUUCCUGACAUGGAGGCACAGUUUCCCUCACCUCCCGAGGCGGGCGACGACAAUGUCUUCUACGAUUCCGACGUCCCCAGAUCCGAACACGGGCGAACAAACCAAGGCGUUCCCGAGCGCUGCACGAACGAAAACGGUGGCUCUCCGACGACAAGAUACGACGUCUCGCCCAGCAAUGGAUUUCAUCAAACCGCCGAACAGUUAGUACGUGGGCGAAUUCCUCCAAUAGAGCUCCUUACCAGGCUCUUUCCGACGCAAAAGCGUAGUGUCCUGGAACUGAUUUUCAAAGGUUGCCAUGGCAACACACUUCAAGCGAUCGAGUGUAUCUUACCGAGCCACGAAAAAGCGAUGUCGAUACUAAAGCAGCCCGAACCCGCGUAUGUACCGUACAACCCGAACAUGCGCCCUACGUAUCACGCGACCAGGCCCCCAUAUAGCCCGCGAUCACCUGGGUACGCGGUUUAUGGUCAGCAGCAAGGUUACACGUAUCCAAUUCUGGAGUAUGUCUCUCACCCAAGAUGCUCUGCGGGGCGUGGCGGAUCCACUGGUGGCAGCGAGCCACCCGAGUCCCCGAUAUAUCACGUACGACCAGCGGCACCACCCACGGAGAACGUGCAAGUCGGGAAAAUAGUGGGCCGCGUAUGCUCCAAGUGCUCUGUCAAGUGCUCAACUAACAGUAACUUUUGUUAUGCCUGCGGGACGAGCUUCAAAGAUAUGUAACGGAAGCUGUGACAUUAAUGUUAAUUGGAAAAUGGAUGAAAGAGAACGGCAACCGCAUCUUUUUUUAUAACAGCUCUCGUAAGAAUUGUCUCUAAAAUUAUUAUAAGGCGAAUGUCGUUGAUACAGCGCUUUUAAAAAAUACGUAGAUCCUUCAUAUAUGGUAGUAAUGGUUAGGGACGCUAUAGUGUACAUAUAUGCAUGACCUACCAGAAAGGUUGCAUUUGAGAAUCCAUGUAGCGUUACCCGCAGUUGUCCAUGGGUAACGUAUAUAUGGCUGAACCCUGGUCUGUGAAAGCCCUUUAUAGGCACAUAAGAAUGCUAUUGCUUUCUAAACCUUGGAUUGAUUUUAUUAUUACUAAUUUGUUACCCAGGAAGCAAUGCGGGUUACGACCCAUGUAUUCUCCGAGUGCAACGUUAUCUUGGUUAAACCAAGAACUCUCCAAAAAUAUGGAAAAACCUUUUCCAAAACCGUUAUAAAAGAUAAUCACCUAACGUUUGUUUUAAGCUUUUUUGUCUAACAUCAGCACUGCAUACAUUUGUUUUAUUGAGAUGUGACUAUAAAUCUAUGUUGCAAUAAACAACCAAAACUCUUGCAAAAA
Molecule: messenger RNA, 1845 nt
Organism: Nematostella vectensis (starlet sea anemone)
Lineage: Eukaryota; Metazoa; Cnidaria; Anthozoa; Actiniaria; Edwardsiidae
Product: doublesex- and mab-3-related transcription factor A2
Exons: 2
Coding region: 131-1246 (371 amino acids)
Biological process (GO): sex differentiation; regulation of transcription by RNA polymerase II
Cellular component (GO): nucleus
Molecular function (GO): RNA polymerase II cis-regulatory region sequence-specific DNA binding; DNA-binding transcription factor activity, RNA polymerase II-specific
Source: RefSeq, a predicted model, not a curated record